UAAUUUGUAGGCGCCGCGGCUACCCACGUAUCUUAGAAAAUUGAUAACUUGGAACAUAUUUUUAAAAAAUUUAAUUUGAUUUUGAAUUUUAAAAUGUUUUAAAUUUAUAUUUAACAUUGUUAAUUGCACCAUGUAUAUAUUAUAUAUUUGUUUGAGUAAUUGUUAGUAAUAGUUUGUUUGAUUAACAAAAAAUUCAUCUAUUUUUUCUAAACUUAAUCCAUCAAGAUGACUACCAAGUCAUUCAGAGUCAUCAAGUUAGGUUUAUUGGAUUGCAAUAAACUGCCCGAAUUAGUGAAAGAAAUCUUAAAUACUUCAAAUGAUUCAUUGAAAGAUCUAAAUGAAAAUGAUUCAAAACAAAUAUGGACGAUACUAAAUAACUUUCUUCAAGAAACAUCAGUUUUAGAUGAAACAUUUAAUGACAAUGAUAUGGUAAAUUGUUACCAUUUUAUUUUAAACCUUACUCAACAUGUCAUCAACAAUUCGGAAGACGCAGUCGAUAUUUAUGAAAAUAAAGACUUCCUAAAGACCAUAUUCAUAUUUCAAAAUUUAUACUCAAAAAAUUAUAAAUAUAAGUUUAAACUGGAAAUAGUAAAAAUGUGCUUAAGUUUCUGGAAAUUGGCCACAUCUUAUACUCAAAAUGACACAAAUACAACAAAAUGCAAUGAUGUAUUAGAUUUUGAAACAAUUAUGACAAAAUAUUGUACUCCUACGCUGUGUUAUUUAUUUGAAACUAUUAUGAAAACAACAAAGAAAAAUGACUUGAAAACAAUGUCAACAUUGCUGUAUGAAUUCUGUAAAGGUGUAUCAGCGUUAUCUUUUAAUAAAGAAAUUUUAAGUUUAAUUGUUAUAAAUCUUGAAAAAUUGUUGAAAAAUUCACUAUUUUUGGAAACUGAAACUGGGAAAUUGAUUAUUGGUGAUAUAUUUACAAUAAAUUCACAACUAUUUCAGAAGUAUCAUCAAACUAUUAAAAGAAAUUUACCUCAAGCAAAAAAGUUAGAAGCAGAAGCUUAUGGAGAAAUAUAUUUUAUGGCAUGGAUUAACUCGAAUUCAUCAAUGAAAGAUAUCAUUGAACAACAAGGAAUAUUUGAUUUGAUAUCUAAAACAAUUACAUUAAAACGAGUUGGAAAAUCAUUCCGUACAUACCAUAAUGCUUUAUUAUUGUUACAAAGCAUGCAAAGUCAUAGGAAGCAUUUAUUAUUUAGCAAAGUCGUUACAAAAUUAUAUGCGCCUAUACUUUGGAGUCAUUUGAGGAGUGAGUUUAAUGUGGUUAGAUGUAAUGCUAUAGAAAUAUUAGCCAGAGCUUAUCCGCUAGAAAAAAGAGGUGAAGGCCGCGAGAAUUCAUCGAGAUAUUUAAUUAAACAACAAGAUGCAUUUUUCGAGGCAUUAGAAGAUCCUUGUCCUCAAGUUCGAAUUGCAGCCAUAAAAGGAAUAUGUAGUUGUCUACGAUAUUUUUGGGAUACCUUUGAAGAUGAUAGACUAAAUAAAUGCUUUAGCUUGUUUGCCCGAUUAAUCGAAGAAAGUGUUUAUGAAGUACGACAAGUCAUGUUUUAUGGAUUCUGUCAGAUAUUAGAAGAGAGUAAAUGUUACGACUAUUUCAAAACACCUACAUUUAUGGCUAAACUAAAGAAAGUGCUAUAUGACAUAAAUGAGAAAGUUAGACGCGCUUUUAUAUAUUUCUUAUUGAAGAUAAAAAAAAUUGAUUCUAUUCCUGAAAAUAAAAACAAAAUAAACUUUGCUCAUAUUGUCAAUUUAAACGAUAUUGCUAAGGCACUUGCAUGUGAAGAUAGGCAAAAUGGAAUUUUAUUAGUUGAUUUAAUUUUUGACAAUUUUAUUGGGGAUAAAGUCCCUGAUCGUAAUGCGACACUUACUCGAAUUACCACUUUUUACAAAAUCAAUCCGAACGCUUGUCGAAAACUUAUGAUUUAUUCUAAGAAAAAACUCGAAUUUAGUAGUGCGUGCAAACUUAUUUUGUCAUUACUUAAAACUGUGUACGUGGCGCUUAAGAAAAAAGAAGAACAAUUAAAAGAUAUAGACAAGGAAAAUAAUCUCCCGGCAAAGAAACGAAAAACAAAUAAUGAAUCUGGUGACAGUAGUGCAAAUGAUUCGCAUAAUUCUUCAUCUAGCUCUUCGACGAGUAAUUCUUCAGAAUUUGAACAAGUCGAACAAAUCAAAGUAUGUUGCAUAUUGGAUUGUGUAAGCUGUUUGAUGAUGCUGCAUCGUAAUACUUUUAUGGAAGAAACCAAUCAUAAACAAAUGAAUGAAAUCCAAGAUGCCUGUACAUCGUGUUUAAUUAAAGUCUUGAAAACGUAUAAGGAUGGUGAUGCAUAUUAUAGUGCAGUUCAUUUAUCCAGUUUAGUACCAGUUUCCAAAUUAGCUGCUCAUGUAUCUGUGGCAAGCGCUGCAUUAUCUACAUUAAAACAAUUACCUAACGACAUGAACAACAGUGAAGAAGAGAUUGACAUGCGUAAAGUCAAUUGUCUAGUGCAUACAUUGUGUAUGUGGAAGCGAGGUUAUGAAAUAUUGCAGUUUGUUACUAUUUGGUUUGAUGAAGCAUUUAAGAUGUUGGAUCUCAAUGAAACACAAUACCCAGAACCAAAACCAAAAGAAAGUAGAAGGGUGAGAUUUAAAAUGGAUAUUGAAGAAUGUAAGCCAAAGACUGGUUUACUUUUAAUAAAUUCAAUGCUGAACAAUUUACAAACUCAAAAAUUGCUCAUUGAUUCAGAUGUCAAUAAAAAAAAUACUUAUGAUCUUUUUCUAUAUUUGCAACGAUCCAAGUUGGCCAUUGAAAAAAGAAUAGUGUCAAACAAAAAACUGGAUAAUCAUUUGUUAACUGAUGAAUUAUUAAUUGAGUUAUUUCAAUUGCAUUUACGUUUGCACGUAAUCUAUCAAAACAAUGAAAAAAAUAUUAAUGAAAUUCUUCAAUAUCAAACUUCAAUACAUAAUUGGGUUAUGGAAAAUUUACUUGUUCACAAUUUUUAUGAGAGGAAUGAAAGCACUAUAACAUUUACAGUUAAAGUAAUCGAAAUUGUCAACUAUGCUGUAUUGAACUUGUGUUUAAUAGCUAUAGUAAAUAAUGAAUUUUUAGAUCAUUAUUUUACAUUUUGUGCUACUAUUUUAAACGGUUAUUUGGCACCACACAUUUUAAUAUCGACAAUGGGAGCAUUAAUAAGUAUUUCAAAACAUUUUAACUAUUUGAAAUGUAUUGACACUUCAUUUGUAAAAACUCAAAGUUUUAUUAAUUGCAUAUGCAGUGUUAUAUCAGCUUUGGGCGAAUCUAAGUAUACAGAAGAACGUUUUACUAGCAUUAUAGGAAGUCCAACUCAUUUCCGCCACGAAUUAAACAUUUUAAUGUUGAGUAUUCAUAGAACAAGUACUGUUGAUUUUAAGCGAAUAUUUACUUUGCUCAUUGAAACAAUAAUCCAAAUAAUCGCCAUUCAAAUUCGAGAAAUCGAUCAAUUGGACUUAAAUGAAAGAUUAACUGAAUUACCAUUUGCCGCCUAUCAAUUAGCUAUAAUUAUUCUAAACAAUACAAUGUUGAGGAAAUAUUUUUCAUUAAAUGCUGUUGAUAUUUUUUCAUCUAAUAUCUACAAGACAGAUUGUGUUUUAUUAUUAUCUGCAAUUUCAUUCAUUUACACUUUGUCAUUUCAAUUAAAUCAAGUAAAAAGUGUUGAUCUUGAGCCGGUUGUACAAUUACUUUACAAAACAUUGACAGAACACAAUAUAACAACGCCGCUGGGUGUUGAUUGCACUGUUGGUAACAAAAAAACAAAUCAAGGGAUUUCUUUUCUAGAAACAUCGGACUUCAGUAAUGAAAUAAUGGACUUCAAACAAAAAGGACGUGAAGUCUUAAUUGCUACAGCAAAACAACUACGUAUCACCCUAUGUUAGAUAUAAAUUAACAUUUUCAUUCUAAGAUUGAUUAUUGUUUACUGUUCUUGUGACUUUAAUACUGCCGACUUCUUCCUUUUAUAAAUAAAUUAUAAAUGAUUUACAUUUCAUGAUCAUUUGUAUGUAUUAAUAUUUAAGAUUGCCUUACUGUUUUGAGUAUAAAGAAGAUCAGGCAAAGGUUUAAGUAAAAAAAACA
Messenger RNA from Adelges cooleyi (spruce gall adelgid), 4084 nucleotides. Its product is annotated as condensin-2 complex subunit G2-like. The record is from RefSeq and is a predicted model, not a curated record. Gene Ontology annotation, biological process: mitotic sister chromatid segregation. The transcript is spliced from 19 exons. Gene Ontology annotation, cellular component: nucleus; condensin complex. Bases 226 to 3888 code for a protein of 1220 amino acids. NCBI's taxonomy places the organism in Eukaryota, Metazoa, Arthropoda, Insecta, Hemiptera, Adelgidae.